This is a messenger RNA of Cydia amplana, 2407 nucleotides long. Its product is annotated as protein C-mannosyl-transferase DPY19L1. The coding region runs from base 92 to 2407 and encodes 771 amino acids. The transcript is spliced from 12 exons. Gene Ontology annotation, molecular function: mannosyltransferase activity. NCBI's taxonomy places the organism in Eukaryota, Metazoa, Arthropoda, Insecta, Lepidoptera, Tortricidae. The record is from RefSeq and is a predicted model, not a curated record. Gene Ontology annotation, cellular component: nuclear inner membrane.
UGUCAAAUCGUCCAUCAAAUACAAUAAAAAUCACCUGAUAUUUGUUAUAAUAUUUGCUUUGAAAAUAAAAUGUUUUAAAUAAAAACCAGCCAUGGAAAAGGAAGAAAUUCCGGCUAAUGCCGAGAGCGUAAAAAAACCUGUCCGAUAUUCGGUUGAGAAAAUUAUACGAUACACUUUAGUUGGUCUGAUUGCUCUGUCCCUCGGCUAUCUCCACUACCUGUACGUCUCAACAAUCUUCGAGAACAACUUCAACUUCUCUCAUCUCUCGACCAUGGAGCGGGAGAUCGCACUCCGCACCGAGAUGGGCUUCUACUACUCGUACUACAAGACCGUGGUUGAAGAGAGACCGUUCAUCGCCGGAGUGUCUAAACUCAUGUAUGAUCGGCUCGUAGAGUUCCCAAAGGAGGUUAAUGCGUUUAACAGAUUCAACAUCGCUCCGGAGGUCCUGAUAGGAGCGAUGUACCGCUACCUAGAACCGUGGUUGAACACCUCGACGUAUCGGCAGUGUCACUUGGUGUACCGCGGUGAUGAAAUAGAACCGGUGCAAAGCUGUGUGGGCCUGGGCGAACCUAUUCUGUUUUAUUUGGAGGCUGUUUGGUGGUUGGCCGGGUUGUUGGUAGCAGCUCUAUUCUUCUCAGCAUAUAGUUUGAGCAAUAGCGUCCUAGGCGGACUACUAGCCGUUGCGCAGUACUUCGCGAACCAUAUUGAGUGUACCCGGGUACAGUGGGCUCCGAACGAGCGAGAAAACAUGGCCGCUCCUUUACUACUACUACAGAUGGGCCUAGUGGCAACGCAAUUGCGUAAUGGUCGCACGUACUGCCGUCUACAGGUGUCAAUCUUCAUUUUGAACUGCCUCUGUCUCCUAUUCUGGCAGUUCUCCCAAUUCGUCUUCCUCACACAAACCCUAAUUUUCUUCCUAAUGGAGCAACUCAGAAUAAUCGACCUUAAGGCCCUCUGCAUCUUCCUCCACUCACACUUCUGCGGUCUCCAUAUGGCCGUCUUACUGUUACAAGGGAACGAUAUGCUGAAAACUUCCUUGUACACGUCAUUUUUCUUAGUCGUUUCCACGUAUUGUUUGUUUUUCAGCUCGUUUAGAAUAAAAGUGCAGAAUAGGUUCGAUCUAUUUGUAGAAUCUUGGUUAGUUAUUCUAAGAUUUCUAAUAGUAAUCACAUCAUCACUAUAUUUAAAGCAUUUGAUAAGCGAUUUUCUUGAAAUACAAGACGACACUCACGUGUGGGAUAUAUUGUAUUCUAAAUUCACUAGUUAUAAAAAUUUUCACACUUUAUUAUAUACUUGUUCGGAAGUAUUUGACUUUUUGCCUUUAAGUACUGUUGUGAAUAUGUGUAAAACAUGUUUAAUACCUAUGGUUGUGUUUGGUGUGUGUGUCCGUGUGUACUCGUGGUUUGGAGAAGAGAAAAAGACUGUGGAAAAGGAGGUUCUAGAAGAUGAAGACAGCGGGAUAGAAAAUAAUACAGAUAGCAAGGAAAAGAACGACGUAGAAAUGGACAUGACCGAUUCCACAGUGAGUUAUAUGCGUCGGCUCAAAGUUGAGCCAGCCGUGGUGUACCAAGUGGCUCAAUUGUGUGUGUUCGCGAUCCUAGCGGCUCUAGUUAUGCGGCUCAAACUUCUGUUGGGUAUGCAGUUGUGCGUUGUGAGCGCUCUCGCCGUAAACGCUAACCACAAGGUGCCUCUGUCGGUACAAAAAUACUUGCCACUGUGCUGGGUGGCGGGCUGCGCUGCGCUUGCGCACCGCCUCAGCGUCAAUAUGAGCGCUGAAAUGUCACAUAUAGGUGAAUUCAGCGAUUACCAACAAGAAGAACUCCUCAACUGGAUCUCAACAGAGACAGGAGCAAAAGCGGCCUUUGCGGGAUCCAUGCCCAUACUGGCCACAGUCAUGCUAGUCACGCGGCGGCCCGUAGUAGCGCAUCCACACUACGAGAACAAGGAGGCGAGAGCCCGCGCUUACGCCGUAUAUAAAACGUAUGGAAAAUUCACAACCGAUGAUCUGUAUAAAGAGUUGACGGCUCUCAAGGCCAUCUACCUCAUCGUCGAGAACAAGUACUGCUACGGCAGGACUCGGCAAGGCUGCUCGUUCGAGGACAUCUGGGAGUCGGAGUACCCAGGGAGGCGCGGGCCGCGCGCCUGCCACGCGCUGCUACAGGGGACCCAGGACCACUUCUACCCCGUGUUCCGGAACAACCACUACGCCGUGUUCCGGCUCCACGACUACAGUGUCAGGUCGCACAAAACUACCGCCUGCCACGCGCUGCUACAGGGGACCCAGGACCACUUCUACCCCGUGUUCCGGAACAACCACUACGCCGUGUUCCGGCUCCACGACUACAGUGUCAGGUACUGUCCCAUCAGAUACAUGACGAAUAGUAACGGACCUAAAACAGGUCCUUGA